Molecule: messenger RNA, 1884 nt
Organism: Sungouiella intermedia
Lineage: Eukaryota; Fungi; Ascomycota; Pichiomycetes; Serinales; Metschnikowiaceae
Source: the annotation of a GenBank genome assembly
AUGGAAACCAUGACCGACGACUUCUAUCCGUUGGCGUUGCUAAUGGACGAAUUGAAGCACGACGACGUGUCUAACCGUAUCGAGGCCAUGCAAAAACUCGACGCAAUUGCUAUCGCUUUGGGCCCCGAACGUACCCUACACGAGCUUCUUCCCUUCUUGAACGACGUGGCCCAGGAUGACGAGGAGGAAGUGUUUGCCGUGAUGGCCGACAAGCUUGGCAGCUUUGUACCCCUCGUUGGCGGCCACCAGAACUGUGAACCUUUGAUUCAGGUGUUGGCAGUGUUGGCAGCCAUGGAGGAGCCUAUUGUCAGGGACAACGCGGUGGAAUCGUUGAACAAGGUCAGUGAGGACUUGACCGACGACGAACUCGGGCUUAUCUUCUUGGAAUUGAUCCGGCUGUUGAGUCAAGGCGACUGGUUCUCCAAAAAAGUGGCGCUGUGUGGCUUGUACAAGUGUGUAAUUGUGAGGGUCAAUGCUGCUGUCAGAAGAGACUUGUUGAUGCUUUAUUACAAUUUGGUAUCGGAUGAGUCUCCUAUGGUUCGCAGAAGUGCUGCGCGCCAUUUGCCUACGUUGAUCGACAAGUUGACCAAAUUCCAAAGCGAGAAUCCUCCCGCAGCUCAUAAGGUGGACGACACUGACUUGGAGAUCAUCCUGAAGAUGUUCCACCACUUGAUAAACGACGCCCAGGACAGUGUCAAGUUGCUCAGCAUCGAUGUUUUGGUGCUGAUCUUGCGCUACUUCCGCUCCGUUGACGACUCGUCUCACAACCUGGACUGCUUGGUGUCUGCCUUAAAGUUAAUCAAGGACGAGAGCUGGAGAGUCAGAUAUGCAGCUGCGGACAAGUUUAGCGACAUUGCCGUCAAUUUCCUGGAUGCAGAUGCAGACUUAUACAGACUUAUCGAUCCGUUUAUCAACUUGAUGAAGGAUAACGAGGGUGAGGUCAGAAAGGCCAUUGCUAAGCAGUUGCCGGGCUUCUGCAAGUUGAUCUCCGACUUGAAGAUUGUCGAGACCCGCAUCAUCCCUGUGGUGAGCGAGUUGAGCCAGGACACCCACGAGAACGUUCGUGCCGCAUUGGCUUCCGCCGUCACUGGCUUGUCUCCCAUCUUGCCCAAACAGUCGACCAUAGAUAAGUUGUUGCCCAUUUUCCUCAAUAUGCUCAAAGACGACUAUCCAGACGUGCGUUUGAACAUAAUCUCGAACUUAUCCGUCGUUAACGAGACCAUUGGCAUCAGCUUGUUGUCGACCAGCUUGCUACCAGCCAUCACCGAGUUGGCCCAAGACAACAAAUGGCGCGUGCGUUUGGCCAUCAUCGAGUACAUUCCAAAGUUGGCCAGCCAAUUAGGCGAGCCCUUCUUCAACAAUGAAUUGUUGACUUUGUGCAUGUCGUGGUUGUGGGAUGCUGUCUAUGCGGUUCGUGAUGCAGCAGUCAACAACUUGAAGCAGUUGACCGAGAUCUUCGGCUCCGCUUGGGCCGAGGAGCAGAUUGUAUCGCGCUUGUUGAACAUUAAGGAUGAGAAGAUCAGCGAAGAGGACGAAACCAACGUGGAUCUGGUGGACUUCACCAACUUCAUCAUCAGAAUCACCUGUCUCUUCGCCGUGGCCAAGUUGAUCCCCGUUGUAGAUGGUUCUGUUAUCGUCAACAAGAUUCUUCCAUUCAUUGACCACCUAAUCGCUGAUCCUGUUCCUAAUAUUCGUUUCAACGUUGCGAAGGCGUACCUUAUUGCGGUGGAGGCGUUGCUGAAAAACCCUACUGCUGAGGUGGUGAAGUUGAUUGACGAAGACAUAUUAACCAACUUAAACAUCUUGCUGAACGAUUCGGAUGUCGAUGUGAGGUACUAUGCCAACAAGAGCAUCGAGGGCAUCAAUGAAUUGUCCAAGAAAUGA